AUGAGCGACGUUGUGAUGCACCUAGGAGGCUUCGCUUGGCAAGCAACGGACAAGAGCGAAUCCAAUCCAGACCGCCGUAUUAAGUUGGCGACCGACACAACCAGAUCUCCCAAAGUCCCGCUCCGUCAACGAUCGCUGGGUGCCAUGCCGGGUAUAGCGCGCUAUCGCUCCGACUCAGCGGCGACCGAACCGCGUCUCAGUAUCUGUAGCACAUCCGGCACGGUGUACGAGAGCGUCGUGGUGGUGGGACAUAUGUAUGGCUCGGAUAAGGUCGUGUACUACCUAUUGGAAGUGCGGUCGUGGGAGAUGCCGCUCGAGGGCUACGUGGUGCGGCGUCGCUACAAUGAUUUCUUCAAGUUCCACCAGGAAUUGACCGAAUGCAUGCCCUCACAACGCCGUCGAAGCAGCACAAGCCUCGGCUUCGGCUACUCCUCACUGCUAUGCAAUCCACUGACCAGCGCGACACCGGAGUCUUCCCCACUUUGGUCACCUGUGCGGACGGACGACGGACGUUCAGACCAGAGGAGAGGAUCUUGGAUCAGCGAGGACAGCAGCAUUUCACAACCUCAAGUGGAGGACAAUGAUACGAGGAGCAGUGCCCCUACUACACUGACCGGAGUAUCGAGCUACAAUAAUGACUCGGUGCUACCGCUGGACGCCGUCAAGUUCAAUCUGGCCGGGCGUCCGUGGUUGCCGCCGAUGCCAAAUGGCGGAAUGCUCACCGUGUUUACUACUCGUCGUGCACUCAUCAACUACCGCAUCGAACAAUUUAACCACAUCCUGGCAGCCGUGAUGAGCGACAAGUCCAGCGACGUGGCCAAACUGCUCAUGAACUUUAUCCAGGAGAAACCAGGCACGCAGACGCAGACGUACACAAAUCUGUCCGAGUACGCACCCAUCGACAUCCCGUUAAACGUGGAGCGGUACGCGCGACGGCGGGCUAUGUCCAUAGGUAAACGCCAGUUGCGCGACCAAGCAUCCUCGCCCGUUCCCAGUGGUUGCAACUGGACGGCCGAAGAUGAGCUUGAAGCGCUGCAGAUCUCCUACGAGACGAUGCGAGACCAAACCGAGAGUACAAGCUCCAAAUGA
Phytophthora infestans T30-4 is the source of this 1089-nucleotide messenger RNA. RefSeq lists its product as uncharacterized. Bases 1 to 1089 code for a protein of 362 amino acids. NCBI's taxonomy places the organism in Eukaryota, Oomycota, Peronosporomycetes, Peronosporales, Peronosporaceae. Gene Ontology annotation, molecular function: phosphatidylinositol binding. The transcript is spliced from 3 exons. The record is from RefSeq and is a predicted model, not a curated record.